AGUCUUACAUAGACUGUGCAAAUGCAGUGAUUUAUCAUCAGAUACAUUUUUAUUCUAUUUUAAUUGUGCCAAUUCUUGUUUACCUGAACCAAUAAAGGCAAUUAACGACGCGCCCAUUGAUCGGGGUCAGCUGAUUGUUUGGCGCGUAUCCGGUUUGCUUCAGUCAACAGUUUAAUGUUAUAAUUUCAAAGCUGUAAACACGAUACCACCGUUUUUCGUAAAAAAAGUUAAGAUCAUGGGAAAGGUUCAGUUUUUCGCUCUCUGGUCCUUAAGCGAAGCGCCCCGUCAGUUCAUCAGCAAGUGCAACCGCCUGCACUAUCAGAUCCAGGUGCCGUUACCUUUGCCCAUGCAGCUGGUGGUGUUCGGUCUAGGAGACUGGGCCAUUUAUUCUAGUGGUACGACCAUCUCGGUUGAGGUGCUUGUAAGCCAGGACCUGAAGCCGCAGCUCAUCGGGACACUUUCAUCUCAAACAAGGUGUCUUGUCUGGGAGGGAGACUGGAGAUUGGAUCUGUUGACAGAAGCUUUGCGGCGGUCAGAGCAAGGCAUCUAUGGAAAGAUUGUGCUCACCGUCAGUGGGGAGGUGACACCCAAGAUUAUCUGCAGCACUCCACUGUCGUCACAGAAACGCCUCAGUCUCGCUGAAUGGGACGCAUGUCAACAGCAGGUUAAAGCACCGGAUGGGACGGCCUCUCAGGAGAGUACAGUCCAGAACAUCUGCUAUGCAGAUCUCAAAAGCAGCAAGGCCGAAAUGGAGGACUCUGGUCAGAAAGCCAAAAAGUCACAUGUAUGGCCUACGGAUAAGACUCCCAGGCGGACCGUGAUUGGGAGGAGAGGCCAGCUGGUGUUGGAAGCAGAGGAGCUGGGCAGCUUCAGGGACUCUGAACGGGUGUCCAGUCCCCAGAGACGGAGGCUGAGCUCACCGCCGGAGGGACACGCUGUCCCCGUGAAGGUGAAGAAGUGCCGGGCAGUGCGCCCAUCGACACGCUGGUGUCACGCCAUGUGCAUGAGUGAUCCGGAGACUGCUGUCGUGAUUGGUGGGGAGGCGAUGGACCAAGCCCGGUGUCCGGACACUCUUUGGAAGCUGGAGAUAGACAGCAAUUUUUGGUUUCCGAUGGACUCCCCUGGGUCUGGGCACAUCCCGUGCUGUUCCCGUGGUCUCUCUGCGACCUUUGACCCAGAAUCUAAGGCGGUGUAUGUGUAUGGUGGUUUGAAGCGGGACGGUCGCCAUGGUGAUGUCCACGUCCUCGACACCCUGACCUGGAAGUGGAAGCUUAUCGCCGCCAGAGGAGACAUCCCAGCCCUGGCGUACCACAGUGCCGUCAUCUACAAGAAGGAGCUCUUUGUGUUUGGUGGCAUCCGGCCCAGCGGAUGCCCCGAUGGCAGGGCCUGUAGCAACGCCCUGUACAUCUUCAACCCUGAGUUUGAGCUCUGGUACCAGCCCAUCGUAGAAGGGGACCGACCUCUGCCUAGAUUUGGGCAUUCGAUGACACUGCUGUCAGACAAAAUGAUUAUCUUCGGUGGGAGGAAGACCUCUGCCUACCUGAAUGAUCUCCACGUCCUGGACCUUGGUUUUAUGGAAUACAUAGGCGUGAAGUAUGAGGAUGUUCCACCACUGCCUCGUGGAUUCCACGCAGCCAUCUCACUGGGCCACAACAGGAUCCUCAUCAGCGGGGGCUGCUGUGCCAUGGGGGCUCUGCAGGAUCUGCAUGUGUUCAGCCUGGAGACCGGCUCCUGGAGCGCAGUGUCCUGCCCGGCUCUCUGCUCCCAGCCCCGUGCAGGCCACAGCAUGCUCAGCCUGGGUGCCCCUGACUCUGCAGAUGAGGGCGACGGCAGCUGCUACACCGUCUUGGUGUUCGGGGGCUCGGAUUGCGCUGGAACCUUCUACAACAACACCAUCAAGUGUGCUGUGGAGAUCCCGGAAGUGAAACUGGGCCCAAGGUCCAAAAGGUGGUACUGAUGCAUGGUCAAAUGUGGAGUGUUUUGUCCCCCCCCCCCCAAAGUUAGUAGUGUGUUUUAGCACUUAAUUCCUGAGGCAGAAGGAAAUGUGUCCCCCUACUUUAGGGGGGUGGGCUCAGUGUCCUACUGGGCUGUUCCAAAGGCUACUAUUGUGAAUUUGAGGCAGUAGCACCCUGCUUCAAAAUGGUGGUUUUUGCUGCUUCUGGCUUUAAGAAGCACAUGACUUGCAAACGGAUUUUAUUUUUUUUAAUGAAUAGGAAUCUUUUUUUUUUUUUUUUUUUUUAAAUGAUGGCUUUUGGUGACUUGCAGGAAGCACUAAGUGCCGUUUUACUCCUUGGUUUAACAAUUGGACAUUUUAUGCUACUUCUGACGUCUUCGAUGCACUUGGUGUAAAUAUAACAAGCCUUUCAAAUCCAGUGGCGAGAUCAAUCCGUGUUUUACGAAGUGUUCAGCGACGUUUGCUUAUGAUAGUUCACUAGUGUACCUUCAUCAAUGUACAUAGGAUCACUCAGUGUUGUCACAGUUCCCCCUGGUGGACACAUGAGGCAGUGACACUUUAUUUAGCACCUCAGUGAAGUCUUGGGGAUUUUUACCACUUUGUACAAUAAAUUGUUUUAAUUCUGUAUGCAUGUAUAUUCACUUUUAUUUUCACGUGGUGAUGGUGUCACUUUCCAUGAAUGUUUGGCUCGUUUUGAAGUGUAACGCUGAUGCGAAAGAGCAGUGUUAAACCAUGUCAAUAAAUGGUUUUAACUAUCAAA
Brienomyrus brachyistius is the source of this 2714-nucleotide messenger RNA. RefSeq lists its product as uncharacterized. NCBI's taxonomy places the organism in Eukaryota, Metazoa, Chordata, Actinopteri, Osteoglossiformes, Mormyridae. Gene Ontology annotation, molecular function: protein binding. The coding region runs from base 236 to 1957 and encodes 573 amino acids. The transcript is spliced from 13 exons. The record is from RefSeq and is a predicted model, not a curated record.